AUGCCUACUUCCGGCAGAGGCAGCAGGACGACUGCACAUCCAGCAUUGAGAAUGUCCAAGCAGAGAUCGAAGAAGAUGCGGCAAUCCGCACCUUUGCAGAAAUCGAGAUUGGUGUCUCAGGUCCAAGCGCAAAAAGGAAAGACCUCUACGGCUCCUGUUCACCAUGCAUCGGCGGGAGAUGGAUUGCCUUCGGUCAUCGAGCUACGAGCGGGAGGCCUACCAGCUGGAGAGAGGAUCGACCUCGGGCACGUUGGCUUUUUGGCAGUCUCGAUUGGGAAAGGAACACAGAGGAGCGGCAAGGCCGUGUUCGAUGCUACUAUAGUUGCCGCAUUACGCUUGACUCACUGGCUUAAUGUACAGUCUGCGGGUUCGCGACUUUUGGUCUAGCAAUUCGAAAAGCGAGCGGGAUGUGGCAAGUAAGGGCCACCGGGAUAAGACAGCAACGGCUACAACAGUGUCGAGGUACAUAGUAUCCGACUCGCAUUCCGGUAACAUAUCAGUACGUACCAUGCUCGGAC
Messenger RNA from Baudoinia panamericana UAMH 10762, 518 nucleotides. RefSeq lists its product as uncharacterized. The transcript is spliced from 3 exons. Bases 1 to 387 code for a protein of 128 amino acids. NCBI's taxonomy places the organism in Eukaryota, Fungi, Ascomycota, Dothideomycetes, Mycosphaerellales, Teratosphaeriaceae. The record is from RefSeq and is a predicted model, not a curated record.